Phyllotreta striolata is the source of this 2187-nucleotide messenger RNA. The record is from the annotation of a GenBank genome assembly. Lineage: Eukaryota; Metazoa; Arthropoda; Insecta; Coleoptera; Chrysomelidae.
GAAAAAACAUGUGGAAUGUUUAGUGUUACAAAAUGGAUAAAAAAACCACUUUCUCCGAUUUACAACUGAAUAAUUGGAUUAUUCGACAAUGCGCAACAAUAGGCGUUAAAUCACCGACACCAAUUCAAUCGAAUUGCAUACCGCAAAUAUUAGAAGGUAAAGAUUGCAUUGGCGCUGCGAAAACGGGUAGCGGCAAAACCUUGGCCUUCGCCUUGCCUAUUAUCCAAAAAUUAUGCGAAGACCCUUAUGGCAUUUUCGCUCUAAUACUCACCCCUACGAGAGAACUAGCCUAUCAAAUAGCCGAUCAAUUCGCAGUCAUCGGAAAGCCCAUGAAUCUUCGGCAUUGCGUAAUCGUCGGAGGUAUGGACAUGGUAGAACAAGGCAUACAAUUAUCCAAACGACCCCACGUAGUAGUAGCCACUCCCGGACGAUUAGCGGACCAUCUAGAUAGUUGCAAAACGUUUACCCUGUCCAAAAUAAAGUUCGUGGUGCUAGACGAAGCGGAUCGGCUGCUCAGCGGACAAUUCGACCAACAGAUUCAAACGAUAUUCAAAAAUCUACCCAAGAACCGACAGAAUCUGUUCUUUUCCGCCACCAUCACCGACACUUUGGAGAAAUUGAAAGGCAUCAGCAAUAAGGAUUUCUACCAUUACGAAGCCCCUUCUAUCUCCGACGCUGCUACUGUAGAACAAUUAAAACAGUACUACGUGCUGUGUCCCAAAGACGUUAAAGACGCCUACCUCGCCCAAAUCAUUCGAGAAUUUAUCGGCACCAACGCUUCGGGAAACGUGAUGAUAUUCACCGAUACCUGCAAGAAUUGCCAAGUGUUAUCGAUGACUUUGAACGAUGUGGGCUUCGAGAACGUCGCGCUCCACGCCAUGAUUCCGCAACAACAACGACUGGCCGCCCUGGCGAAGUUCAAAAGUAACACUGUUAAAAUUCUAAUAGCUACAGACGUGGCCAGCAGAGGUCUCGAUAUACCGGCCGUACAGCUAGUUGUAAACCAUUCGAUACCGAAAGUGCCUAAAGAGUAUGUGCAUAGAGUCGGUAGAACGGCGAGAGCUGGUAGAACGGGUAAAGCUGUUACGUUAGUCACUCCUUAUGAUGUUGCGUUGUUGAAAGCUAUCGAGGAACAUAUAAAUACUGAAUUAGUAGAGUUAAAAGUGGAUGAUGCUGAAGUGGGGAAAAUUUACACGCAAGUUUCGGUAACGAAAAGCGAGGCGUAUCUCAAACUAGACGAGGGCGAUUUCUACGAAAAACGUUUAAUCAACAAACGAAAAAAAUGGAUAUUGGAGGGUUUGGAUCCGGACGAAGAAGAGGAGAAAUUGUUAAAAAAGAAGAAAAAACACCGCAAGUUAAAUUCAUCUAAUGGUAAAUUAAAAAAUAAAUAAAUUUCUUAUAGUUGCAUCUGUUUGAAAUCGUUCGUCAUGGCCUCGACGUCCGGCAUCAGGCCCAAUUUGUGCAAAAUUCUCACAGACAUUCCCCAAAACCAUCUAUUAAUCCGUUGUAAUCUGCAGAGACGAUUCCUUUUUAACAAACCCCCAUAUUUCUAACUAAUCAUACUUACUGCAACAUAAUUUCGAAAUACACCUUCUUCGGCACGUUAAUCAAUCUCUUCGUUAACUUAGACUGUUCAUAAUAAAUCGAUUUUGUGGCCGUUCUGGCCAAUACGCUAUACCUGUCUAUGGGAUUCCCGUGAUGGUGUGCUAUAGCGCGAAUCGUAUUUAAAUUCCUGCAAACAGUACAACAAUCGGCAAUUAUCGUAGGCUUAUAAAAUGGCAAUUUACCUCAACACCAACAGCAACGAACUGGGCAUUUCCUUCAGACAAACCAUGACGCUGUCGAACCGGUGCUUGGCGUAUUCCGUCAUCUGUCGCAAAUCCUCGUCGGUGAGCCGGGCUCGAAGCUUGAACCCUUGCGCCUUCAACGGGGAUUGCGUUAGUAUUUCGGCGAAUAACUCGUAAUCUACAAGCAAAAUGGCGCUCUAAAGAUCGCACGAGUAGAUUUUACGCGUUUACUUUCCACUCCCAGUUCUUUGGAAUAUCUCUUCAUGCCGUCGUGAUCGUUGAGCACGAUGGCGUUCCACAUACAACUAAGCGAUCUUCUUUCGUCCGGAGAUACCUGUUGGUACAAACCGUGAUCUAACAACACCAAUUGCGCGUCUCCCUUGAUUUUCCUCACUAAAAC